Molecule: messenger RNA, 1011 nt
Organism: Apiotrichum porosum
Lineage: Eukaryota; Fungi; Basidiomycota; Tremellomycetes; Trichosporonales; Trichosporonaceae
Exons: 7
Coding region: 1-1011 (336 amino acids)
Molecular function (GO): acetylpyruvate hydrolase activity
Source: RefSeq, a predicted model, not a curated record
AUGGACCCCUUCCCUAACAGCCAUCGCAGCCGCUACUCGAGUGGCGAUGGCAGCGGCCACUCCAAUGGACACGCCCACUCCACCAGCAUCCCCGCCCAAGCCGAUGGUCGUAACGGCGGCAGCGGAAACAACUCCAAAGCGCUCAACACCACUGCCUGGCCAUUCCGCCGCCUGAUUCGGUUCGUCUCGGAGGACGGUCGCGAGCUCCUGGGAGAACCCACGGACGAGCGCGUGGACGUCGGUCUGGCCGUUGCCAAAGGUCUCCCAGUCACCGCGCAUGUUCUGGACGCCAAGUCUCCCUGGGACCCAGCCGCUCGCCACUCGGGGGAGACGGUGCUUGUCAGUAAACUCCUCUCGCCUGUGAGUGCCCAGCAGUGUGGCACGAUUCGAGCCACCGGACUCAACUAUACCGACCACGCCCGCGAACUGGGCUUGGCGAUGCCCGACGUCCCGGCCGUCUUCUUCAAGCCCGCCACUGCCCUUGCCAACCCAGGCGAGGCGGUCCCUAUCCCGCGUUGCGCCCAAGCGGACGAGAUGGAUUAUGAGGUGGAGCUUGCCAUCGUUAUCGGACGUACUUGCCGCGACGUCUCCGCCGAAAACGCCCUCGACCACGUUCUUGGCUGGACAUGUGCCAACGACCUCACCGCCCGCAAGCUGCAGCAGCAGACGAGUCAGUGGGGCUACUCCAAAGGCUUUGACAAGUUCUGCCCUCUUGGACCGUGCAUCGUCUCGACGACGGCGCUUCCGGACCCCCGCGACGUUGCGCUCCAGACCAGUGUGAACGGCGAGAUCGUUCAGUCUGGCUCGGCCCAAAACAUGAUCUGGCACGUAGCUGAAAUCAUCUCGUUCCUCUCACGCGGCACCUCUCUUCUUCCCGGUACUGUUGUCAUCACCGGAACCCCGCCCGGUAUCGGCGCUUCACGUGGUCAAUGGCUCCAUGACGGCGACGAGGUGCGCUGCAACAUCUCGCACGGUAUUGGAACCCUCGUGAACAAGAUGAUCUACGAGUAG